Molecule: messenger RNA, 1295 nt
Organism: Symbiodinium necroappetens
Lineage: Eukaryota; Dinophyceae; Suessiales; Symbiodiniaceae
Source: the annotation of a GenBank genome assembly
GUCACUCCGUGCAGACGAAGCAACUUCUUGAGGAGUUCGCGAUCUGCGAGGCAGAUGACAAGCCCACUACGGUGGUGAUCUUGUCCAACCAACCGAAACAGGAGGUCGAGGACGAGAUUGCCGCCAUGAAUACCAACCUCGGCGAUUUGAAGCUUGUUGUGCGAAGUGGGAAGUGCUGCGACAAAACAGAUCUUUGGAAGGUCGGUGCAGAUUGUGCCGCGCGAAUCGUGAUCCCAGAGAAUCCCAAGCUCUCACAGGAUGAGUCGGAUGCUUCACAGAUGGGAGUGCUGCUCACACUCAAGGGUCAGGGCAAGUCCGGCUGGCCGAACAACGGCUACGUGGCUCUGUGCUCCUGCAUCAGUACGAACUGCGAGUACAUGCAGGAGUUGUACCCUGACAAGAGCUUUAUCAUCACUAGCGAAACCAUUGGCCGCAUGAUGGUGCAGGGCGUUCAGGAUCAGGGCCUAUGCUCAGUCUUUAACCAGCUGACCGGCUUCAGCGGGGACGAGUUCUAUGUUUCUGGAGCAGAGGACUUGGGUGUUGUGGGCAAGAGCUUCCUCGAGCUGCCCUUCUGGUUUCCUGUCACAGUCCCUUUGGGUGUCGUCCGACAUGGCGAGUACUUGCUGAACCCGGACAAGUCUAUGGAGAUUCAGCAAGACGACUCCAUUAUCCUCCUGGCGGACGACGAUGAUGCCGUCCAGCCGGUUGAAUCCUCUCACUUUGACUAUGCACGUUGGGCAGGCGAGCGCAAGCCUGCCACCUUCAAGGAGUCCAAUCCCAACGAUGGGGAAACGAUCAGCGCCCUGAUUUGCAAUCUGAAUGCCCGCAACUGCGGCUGCGCGAUCUUGGCUGCCAUGGACUCGAUGAGUGGAAAAGGGUCACAGGUUGACCUUUACGGUUCCCUCAGCGAAGAGGAGACCUGCGAAAUAGUGUCGAAUGCUCAGAGGAAAUGGGAGCAGGACUUCAAGAACAUAGAGGUUCGAAAAGUGUAUAGUGCGCCGAGUGACGCCAUGACGGCGAUGUAUCGUCUUCGAGAUCUACCCUUGGAGACCUAUGACUACAUCAUCCUGUUGGCUAACACAGUAGAGUCGGUAGACCGCGCCGAUGAGCAGACGGUGGCCAUGGUUCUGCAGAUGCAAUCCCUUCUGGCUGAGCGUGACGAAGACAAGUCGUUCCAGCCCCUGGUUGAGAUCUGCACAAACCGCAGAAGAGCAGCUGUCUGCAGUGGGAAUUCAGAACAUGUGCAACAGCACGCUGUUGGUUUCGAAAGCGCUUGCGAUGGUCGCCAUCAGUGA